GUCAAUACCAUUGGCCCGGUUCGCAUUUAACUUUCGAAAGUGGUGUGGUUACUUCGAGACUACAGAGGGCGGGAUGAUGCUUUUAAAUCACCUUAUCGUCGCUGACCGUUCAUUACCAGAGACCAGUUGGGCAUAAUUCUCGAACUGGUCUGAUUGUCUUUUUCUUGCCAGAAUGUCUGACCGAGCCGAUUCAUCGCGUCCGACCGACCCCAAUGGGCUCGUGUUAGAAGCGUGGGGGCAAGGACUGAUGGUCGGCUCGCUGGUCGUCAUGGCGGCGGUGACGGUGGCCAACAUGAAGAAAAACGUCCUCCUUCAUAAGCUGAUUUUCGUAGAGUUACUCCUGGCGAUGCCCCAUGGCACCUUCAUUUUUGCGCACUCUCCGGUCUACGAGUGGUAUCUCUCCUUUACGGUCAUUGGGUUGAUAGUUUCAUGGAGUCUGCACAAUGUAAUUGCGUGGAUGAAGAACAAGCCAUUUCUAUCUCGCCGGGUGUCCCUCUUCUACAUCUCGACUGUCAUCCUCGUGCAACCCUACUGGGUGGUGGAAAUCUACGCUAACUUUGCGUACUUCCAGAACGGCAACCCUAUCUACCAAACCACUAGGCCCAUGGAACCACUUUUUCGGGACCCCUGGUGGAUUUUCACCACGAUAUCUUUUGUCUGGACUAUCAAAUACGUGUACUCAUUUGGUAUUGUGGAGCUAGUGAUUGUCGCCCCACGGUUCGGGAUCCUAUUAGUGUCUAUGUGUCUCUCGAUUAUUUUUAUGAUCGUUGAAACUUGUAGUGUGCUACAUGCAUUUAAUACGGCCGACCUGCCAACCGGCAUACAGCCGUUCUGGAAACUGUCGUUCAUCUUCAAGUGCCUCUGCGACACGGUUAUUCUGGAUGACUUCAAGACCGCGCUGGAUCAGAUCCGGUCCCACCGAUUCCACAGAUCCAUUCCGACGGACGAAGACUCGCUGUGUCGACACAGAAGCCCCCGUCAGGUGGGUGUAGAGGCCGGGUUUGAACUAGGCCCGAGGCCCAAUGUGCCCACCAAGCAGGAGGAACCAUUGCCCAGUGUGGUGUUACGAGAAGAUGCUGGGACCCGUUAA
Molecule: messenger RNA, 1090 nt
Organism: Penicillium canescens
Lineage: Eukaryota; Fungi; Ascomycota; Eurotiomycetes; Eurotiales; Aspergillaceae
Exons: 3
Coding region: 173-1090 (305 amino acids)
Source: RefSeq, a predicted model, not a curated record